UUUUUAAAAAAGAUAUGGAGAAAUUUUUAUAUUAAAUCAGAAAUAUUAAAAAGAUUAAAACUAUUUAGAUUGGUAUAUAAUUAUUCAAGUAAUUCAAAUUUUGUAUUUAAUUUAAAUACAUUAUGCAAUUUUAAAUAUAAAGAUUUUUUAUUAGAUGUUCAUUUAAUUUCGAUGAAUCUGUUGAUAAAAAGUGGUGUACUACCGAAAUCGAUUACCCAUCUCUCAAUAGGAAGUAAUUGUGGUUUAGAACCAGGUUCAAUUCCAAACCGAGUAAAGAAACUAACUUUUAGGAAUCAAUUUAAUAACAACGAUGUUCAAAUUGUGCCAUAUAUAAUACCAAAUUCAGUAGAAAUAUUGCAUUUCAUUUCAUAUAAUAGUACGCAAAGAUAUGAUGUCAAUGUUAUUCCCCCAUCAGUUCAUACAUUGCUAAUUACCAAUAUUUGUCAUCCACUUGAAUAUGGAUCAAUUCCUCCAUCCGUCACAAAUCUUGAGGUGGGUUUUGACCAACCUCAUAAACCCAAUGUAAUUCCUCCAUCUGUAACUGUUUUAGCAAUAAACACAAGUAUUGAAUACUUAACUAUCGACUCAAUUCCUAAUUCAGUUAAGCAUCUUGUUUUUGAUAAUUUCAAAAAUGAAAAAAUACCACCCAAUUGCAUUCCGUCAUCAGUAGAGUAUUUAGAGUUUUCAAAUUCAUACAACCAACCUAUUGAUGGUAGUUUUUUUAAAGAUAUUAAGACAUCGAAUUUAAAGACGAUUGUUUUUGGGUCAAGAUUUAAUAACAAAAUACUCCCAGGUUCGUUACCAAACUCAUUAAAAAGUAUUACAUUUGGGUUCCAUUACAAUUUAAAAUUAGAAGAAACAAACAUUCCAAAAGGUGUAGAGCAUAUUAAAUUCAACUAUAUAUUCAACCAAGCACUUAAAGGUUUGCCAGACUCAUUAACAAAACUCGAGUUAGGUUAUUGCUUUGAUCAACCUAUACUGCCCAAUACACUCCCACAAAAUUUACAUUAUCUAGAGUUU
Messenger RNA from Dictyostelium purpureum, 1020 nucleotides. RefSeq lists its product as uncharacterized. The annotation marks the transcript as partial. Lineage: Eukaryota; Evosea; Eumycetozoa; Dictyosteliales; Dictyosteliaceae. The transcript is spliced from 2 exons. The record is from RefSeq and is a predicted model, not a curated record.